This is a messenger RNA of Phaeodactylum tricornutum CCAP 1055/1, 1158 nucleotides long. RefSeq lists its product with no specific name. The record is from RefSeq and is a predicted model, not a curated record. NCBI's taxonomy places the organism in Eukaryota, Bacillariophyta, Bacillariophyceae, Surirellales, Neidiaceae. The transcript is spliced from 2 exons. The coding region runs from base 1 to 1158 and encodes 385 amino acids.
AUGCAUCGUCGCUUCCGUUUACUGGGUGAAUUGGCCGUCAUGGCUAUCUUGGUCAGUGUAUGGCGCGGUCACAAACAUUUGUUUCUUCAGUACGACGAAAAGUCUUUCGAGAGCGCCUGGUUUCCCCCACUGGUCCCAGCGGAGCCGAUUCCCAACGCGACCGAGUCUCCUUUGGAGGAAUUCCAGACGCUUGCCACCAAUUGUCGGGGCAAGGAAAGACUGCUUCGUAUCGCCGUGGCGACGGGUAUGAAUCGAUCCGCAGCGGAGGCGCGGUGCGACGAUUUGCCCUCGUGGAAGGACGUGGUGGACUUGUACGGAUCGCAACCCGUCAUUCUUGGACUCGAACACUGUGCCGCCUACCGAGCCGCUGUGCGUGACCACGUCAAUCGGACCCGUGAUGCGUAUCCCAAAUUUGGAGGGCUGCAGAUUGACGGAAUGUUUAACGUGGGAACCAACGCUUUGGCACAAACCGUUCUACACAAUCUGGAUCGAGGACAGUGGGUACAACCGGAUUUGUCUUUGGAUGAUCCGGAAUAUUGGGAAAAGAUUGAUACCUACAUGCACGGCGUAGGAUGGGGGAAACACACGUUGGUCAAGUACCGACCACACAACGCCAUAUUAUCCCUCCCCGUCGUGAUAGUGCGAGAUCCGUACCGGUGGAUGAAGUCCAUGUGCAAAGCAAUGUAUCGGGCACACUGGAUUCGGCCACCCAAUCACUGUCCCAACCUCGUGUUGACGCCACAGGAGAAAGUGGAGUAUCCCAAUCACACCACCUUUGCCGUUACAGUGGAGCAGAACGCUCGCAAUCCUCACGUGCGGGAUAACUUUGACUCCCUGGCGGAUUACUGGACGGCGUGGUACCAAAGCUACUGGGAUGCCAAUAUCCCCCGACUCGUGAUACGUUUCGAAGACAUGCUCUUCCAUGCCGAUGCGGUCGUCCAGGCACUCUCUGAAUGCACUGGUUCCGAGCGAGUGGAACCCUUUCAAUACUACACCCAGCCGGCCAAGGUUCACGGUGAAUCGUCCGAUUUUUUGACGGCACUCGCCAAGACGGGAACCGAAAAAGGACGCUACAGCGGUAUGACUGUCGAUGAUAGGGCGUAUGCCGCCAAAGCUCUCAAUGCCGAGUUGAUGCAGAAGUUUGGGUACCGACACUAG